This is a messenger RNA of Diabrotica virgifera virgifera (western corn rootworm), 8772 nucleotides long. RefSeq lists its product as uncharacterized. The record is from RefSeq and is a predicted model, not a curated record. The transcript is spliced from 6 exons. Lineage: Eukaryota; Metazoa; Arthropoda; Insecta; Coleoptera; Chrysomelidae. Gene Ontology annotation, biological process: epidermal growth factor receptor signaling pathway. Bases 386 to 1174 code for a protein of 262 amino acids. Gene Ontology annotation, molecular function: epidermal growth factor receptor binding; receptor ligand activity.
CCCUCAGUCCGUGUUCACGGUUUGCUUAUGUUGGUGCGGUUAAGCUCCGUUACUCGCCUUCACACUAAAAGGAUUUUCGCAAAUCCAACUGUUUUUCGCGACCAAUGAAAAUAGACGACUAUCUCUUUUACUUUAUCGACUACACUGUAUAAACAAUCUUUCGCAUAGUGUUGAGUUUUUAUGGUUUAUUAACCGAUUAUCGUCUGCCCAUUAGUGUUGUGAUACUGUUUUUGCUCUUAUAUUUGUCCCUGAAUUUCAUUUUUUUUCUUAUGCAUCACUUUGUGAUACGUAACUAAGAGGUUGGAUAUUUCUUUUGUGUAAUGAGUUUUACAAACAGACGUUGUGCUAUGGAAUUUUUAUUAAAUGUGAACAUCGGACCACCUUCAUGUUUCUGAAGACUCUUCAAUUGGCGCACGUGAUGUGGUCCUCGCGGGGGUGGGGGUGGCGCUCCCCCCUUCCCCUGGUAUUUCGGUGUCUGGCGCAAGCCCUCGCCACCGGCUUCCACCGAUUCCUAGCAAGAUUUUCAGGUCGAAGACGAUGGCAUUUAUAUCAUCACAAAUAUCCGCCUCCUUGGGCCUUCCUGUUAUUAGUUAUAGUAUCUUCAUUAAUUAGUAUAGUAGAUGCGUGUUCUUCUCGCUCGACACCAAAACCUAGGCCGCCGGCUACAACACCUCGGCCCAAUAUCACAUUCCCCACGUACCCAUGUCCGCCGGCGUAUGCUACUUGGUAUUGCCUCAACGAUGCAACGUGUUUUACUGUCAGAAUCGGAGACUCCCUUCUUUAUAAUUGCGAAUGUCCAGAAAGUUAUAUGGGACCUAGAUGUGAAUAUAAAGAUUUAGAUGGAUCCUAUUUACCAAAACAGAAAAUGCUAGAGACGGCGAGUAUAGCAGGAGGAGCAACUAUAGCUGUGUUUUCUGUAGUGAUAUUGUGUAUUGUAGUAUAUCUACACUACAAACGUCGCGCUAAAGCGAUUAGUACUAGUACAGACUGUAUAGAUAGUAGAACAAUUACUGUGAGUACGCCAACGUUUGGUACUCGAUGGCGAACAAAUCCUCAACAGUCUUCGACAAAUCUUCCUUUUCGAAUACAAGAUAGGGGAGAUAUGAAGCAACAAGGUAGUAAAGUCGAGUUACAACAAGUGACGACUUUACUUCCUACGUCAAAUAAACCAUAAUGUGUUAGUGUAUAGCUAGCAAUAAGGCUUGUCGAUUUUAAACCCAUAGUUACUAUUUUCUGCAGAUGUAUAGUUUUAUAUAUUCGUAGAAACUAGCAUACUCUAAUUUAUAUAAUUUAUUAAAACCGAACUAUAUUAACAAUUAAUGUUUUGUCUUACAGUUGUAUAUUUUUAUAAACUUUUCAGAAUACGCUCAAAAAUAAUAUUGUAAGCGCCAUCAUCCUAGCUUGUUUUAAUGUAUGUUAAGCCAAUUUAAGACCAUUUAGAAGAGUAACUAUUUCGCUUGUCUUUACGGAUUAAAACUAAUUGAAUCUAAUCUCUUUCUCUUAAAAUAAUCAUUUAUGACAUCAUGCUAGUUUUUCUACGGUGGAGUGUUUUCUCCUUCGUAGUAUGCAGAAUUAAAACUAAAUACAAUUUAUAAUUAUUAACCUUCUACUACUUUUCCCGAAUAUCAUAAAACAACUGUAAGGCUGGACUAAAAAAUUAUAAGCUGACUUUUUAAAGAUCCAGUGUCUUCGCUUUUUAAAAUUGACAUCGAUAUCAACUUUAUAGUUCAGAUCUGUAAAUUAGAGAAUGCGAGUAAUCAAUAUGUGAAUCCAAUUUAUACAGUGUAUAAAACAUUUUUGUUAAAAAAGUAAAUAGCACUUUGUUAUAUGCAGCUUAACUAAAAUAACUUUAUUUUAUUUUUCAAUGUAAAUAUGCACGUGCAGCUUUUUGUUCUGCAAGUUGUAAAAGUCAAUAUUUUAGCACCAAAUUAUACGAAAUAAAACAAUGUUUGAUAUUUUAACAUUACCAGUUUUAUUAUUUUGUUUUCUUUUGUAGUAGGACUGUAACCUAUUAAUUUUACAAAAAUGGUUAUCAAUUUACUUGUAUAAUUAUCUAACAACAAGAGAAGAUAUUCAAGACACCCUCUUAUUCAACAGAUUCGCUAUUUUUUGUGUUCAUUUUGUACUUGGUUAUUUCUAAUAACCACUAAAUCCCUUUGAACAAACCAAGCAAAAAGUUAUUGUAUUUAACUUUUAUCGAUAUUAACACUUAAAAUAACUAAUCAAGAGAUAUUCAUAUUUGUGUAAUUUUCAGAGAUCCCAUAUGAUUGUUAAUAAACGUCGGCUCCCCACUCUUAAACACUGUCCUUGCGUUUGAUGUUUUAAAUUUUAUUUAGCUAUUAUAUAAACAUCGUUACUUAUCUUACUUUUUAUUAGUGAUAUUUUUUAUAUAUAUUUUUACGUUUGUUGUUCCUUCUACUCUCUCUAUUUCAUCUUUCUUGAACUUUUUUGGACUUCUCAGAGCAUCGCUCGUAUACUUUCUAUCAUUUUGCUACAGCGAAACUUGAACUUGAUAUAAAAUACAGAAUAUAACGUAUGCAUGCAGUCAUUAAAUAUGUUAGUUAUUUAGUUUAUUCUAUCAAAAAAUUUUUUAGACAAAAUCAUUAAAAGGUAUAUUUAUUAAAAUUACCUAAAAAGGGCUACAUCACAAAAGCAGAACUAGUUUUCGAUCUGAUUACAGAUCAUCAUCAGUGCUGACAUGCUAAGCCACCAAAAUUGAAAAUAUUUGGGUAAAACCCGUUAAAUAUAAAAAGUCAUGGAAACAUUGACUAUAAUUAUUAUAAUAAACAUGGAUGUAUUAAAUAUCACAUGAUUAGGGCCCGGGUACCAUUUAACCCUCACUUGAGUUGAAUUCGUUCUUCACAUUUUGAACGGUCGUUGUCAACAUGUGAAGACAACGUUGAGUUGCCAACGACCGUUCAAAAUGUGAAGAACUAAUUCAAGUCAAGUGAGGGUCAAAUGGUACCCGGGGCCUAAACAUGUGAUAUUUAAUACAUCCAUGUUUAUUAUAAUAGUUAUAGUCAAUGUUUCCAUGACUUUUUAUGUUUAAAGGGUUUUUAUUCAAAUAUUUUCAAUUGUGGUGGAGUAGCAUGUCAGCACUGAUGAUGAUCUGUAAUCAGAUCGAAAACAGUUCUGCUUUUGUGAUGUAGCCCUUUUUAGGGAACAUUAAUAAAUACACCUUUUAUAAAGGAUUUUAUUUAAAAAAAUUGUGAUAUAUGGUAUACAGCCAGCUACAGGAAAACCUUUUUUCUUGUGAAUUUGAUAUAAUAGAGUCGCGGCAAUAAACACAAGCAAAAGACAUCCUUAAGAAGUGCUGAUUAUUUUGCUGAAAGCACACAAAUGAGCUACAGUCGUUUCAAAAUAAAUAUCUCCUUUAGUAUGUCAAUUUUACUGUUGAGUUUUUCCUGCUGAGCAGGUAAACUCAAUAUUGAGUAUUUUAAAGCCACGGCAUAUUUAUUAUCCAUAUAUGUAUCUAGUUUCUUUCAGUGGUACACAUAUUGCUAAAAAAUAUGUCAGAUAAUAUCCAAACCAUGUUUUUUUUGAGAAUAAUCCUUAAAAAAGUCUUCAAGAAGAAAAAUUAUUUUCCCUUUUUAUAUUCUCUAGGUGGCUUGUAGCAUCAUCUCCACAUCUAAAAUAGGUUUUGCUAAAAAAUAUGUAAUUUGACUACCAUUUUUAGAUAGGUUGUAAUACUACUACCCUAGUACUAAAGCGACUAAAUGAUGUCUGAUCUAUUAGUUAAAUCUUGUAUAAUCAGAUAUCUUUUAAGCCAUAAAAAUUAUACAUUAACAACCUAGUGCUAGCUAUGACAAUAUUAGUCUCGUAGUAAGCAAAUAACUGAUUGGAAGACAGUGUUAUGUGUAUAGCAAGUCUGAUAUAUAUGAGUCUGAACUAAGUUAUGUAAGUUAUUCAAGAUUGUAAAUAUAUACCUCCUAGGAGGUAUUUUAGUAGAAGCAAUUGUAUAAAUUCAAUAAACUGUGCGGAUUGAAUGAUUUUAAAUUUUCAUUUACUAAUAUUAAAAGUGACUCUUUGAUCCAAAGCCGUACAACUUUAUUUAUUAAAGUGUUCUUUUUUAUUCUUGCUUAUGUAUAUAUUAUAUAUUAAUAUAAUACGUAGGCAUACAUACACAAUUCAUUAAUUUAUGUUUUUCCUACGUUUUAUCAAAAACAAACAGCAAACAAAUAAAAUUUUCGUUGUCUGUAUUCUAAGCAAAUUUAGUCGAAAGUAUAUUCCGUUUGCUAACAAUAAAGCGGCGUAUCCGUUUCGUGAGGCUGCCGUGCACGGCUUGGCUCAAGAGGCAAACUUGGCAUUUGCCUCGCAUCCUCAUGAUUUUAUUUUAAAUCAACUUGUGCCCCGCGCGGAACUUCAAGCCAUCUCGUUCAACCAUACAAGUAGCUCUGUAGUUAAUUUAAUUAAUUAUGGAUGUAUCACGCGCUGCUGUUACUUUUAUUCUAAUUCAGAAUCUUUUAAAAAACAAAAAUCGUAAAAAUAGCAACUUUUUACUUUCAUAAGUUGAAUUACGGCAAUUGUCACUAUCCAUGAUUAUUUAAAGCAAAAUUUUUUAUUUAGUCUUCUAUUUCUCUCACUUUAUUUAGUCAGUGUUGUUGACGUUCGGUUUUUCCAUAAUUCCUGAAUUUUGUUUUGGUACCGUGCAGGUAUUUUACUUGGCGAGACGUUACCAAAGUAAAAUUUAAAAAAAUUGGAAAAACCGAACGUCAACACCAGUUUGCAUCCAAAUCUCAAAUACAAGUGAGAGUAAGACUGGUUGUGCUGUAGACUAAACUUAUCCAGACCUUCUCGCGGAAGUAACACCAAACAUCCUUUGCCGCGGUUGAAAAGACCGAUAAAAUUUGGGGCAACGACAACGAACAUGCCGUGCGCAGCAGCCUCGCGCAGCAGCCUCGCGCAAUGUAUACGCCGCUAAAUGUAUAGAGAUGUUUGUACAAUGUUUACCGUAUAGUUUUAAAAAGGGGCAAGUUUUCGGUGAAAUAUUGUUCUUCCGUUAGUAGCUUUGAAAAUACAGACUCAAAUAUACUUAUUAUAAGCAAUUAGCCUAAUUUUGGUCCUUCAAACAGUCAACUGUUAGACACACACUUUAACCCAAUAUGGAUUCAAACCGCUAAGAUAAGAGGUAGGUAAGUGAGAAAAGUGAGGAGAUUGUAACACUCUUUGCGAUGUGUUUCCAUACAACUACACAUUCUAAGUAUAAGGUGCUUUACCUUCUGGAUACUCACUAGUGUGUAACGUUGCCAAGAAAUACAUUUAUGAUCUUAAGCCAAACGUGAGAACUCUAAAAAUGAUCAAAACAUUUUAUUCAAUAUAAAAUAUUGAACAAUAAAAUCACAACAAAUAUAACAAAAUUGUUACUAUUUAACGAAUCUCUUCGGACAUUUUAUGACGGUGCCAUUUUAUGUAUAGGUACUAAUAUACCUAAAGGAUCGUUUAAACACAGCGAUAAAUCAAACAACUUAUCAAGGUCAAUCGAGUUGUUGCAACUUAUCAUUGUGUGUAAACGGUGCAUCGCACAACUUAUCAAAGUUGGAGUUGGGUUGAAGGUGGUAUCGCAUUGAAUCGCAGCGUCUAAACAGCGUUUCAACUUGUCAUCACAACUAGUUGCUGUGACUUGUCGUUGUGUUUAAACGACGCUUUAAACGAACGUAUCAUAAUUUUCGAGAAUCUUUGUUCACGCAUAAACAAAAACUGGCAUGUGGCUUUAUUUAACUUUUGCAUUUCUGACAACAAGAACUAUUCCCUUUGCCUUCAAAAAGAAAUUAGUUAUGUAUGUAUGGCUCUUGAUUAGUUUGUCACUUUUUUAAAUUAUACUACAUUCCCGGAUGUAUUUGUUGAUUCAAACCUUGCUACCCCUUCGUUAUUGUUAACUUGUUAUUAUUUUUCAAAUCAGUCAGUCGGCAAGUGUCCUUAAAAAAGUACAAAAGUUCUUAUUUUAUAAUAUUGAAACCUAAAAGUAGAAUUGUUUUAAUUUCUACUAAAUAAACGUAUUGUCGAUAGAUAUUUUCUGUUUGUAUAAAUGUAGAUAUGAGAUAAAUAUAUCCCAAUAAUAAAUGUCGUUGGCAUUUACCGAUUAUUGGCAAUAAUUAUGUACUUUAGUAAUUUAAAUAUUUAUAAGCACUUGGUUCCUAAUUUGAAAAUCUGAAGUAAAUAUUAAUUUAAGUAUUUUUUAAAUUUUUCGGGCAUGAAAUAAACACAAAUUGAAAAUGCGCUUGAAAACUGCAUCUCGUAGUAUAUUUAUAAGCACGAGAAAUUUUUCAAAAACCAUUUCCCGAUCCUUAAAAAUGUCGUUUACUAGAUUCCUACUUGGAUUUAUUAAUAUUAGUUACUGUUAUGUAUCUGUGACACAACAGAAUGCACCUUUAUUUUUGUUUUGUUUGUUCCGUUUUGUUGUAAUUAUUCAAAUUAAUUGAAAGUGAACUAACUCAUAUUACGGUUCCAUGACAUUUCAACCAUCUCGUAACGCGACGGUUCGUAACGGCGACAGUUCGUAACUAUACAUAUUCGUAACGGUACAAUUCGUCACGCCGACAUUUUAAUUUUUUUAGCAAAUUUAAUAUUGCAUGUAGUAAAAAAUGCAUUUUCCAUAGAUUCCUAUACUAAAAGUAAUGGUACUGUUUUUUAAGACCACUUCUUUUUAUAUAUAUUUCACACAUAUUUUUGUAUAUAAUGUAUUCUUGUUAAUAUGAAAACUAAGGAAUUAAAAAAAAUUAUCUUUAAUUAUCUUUUAAACUUUUAAAACUAAGUGUGAAAAUUGAUAAAACAAAUAAAAACAGUUUAAUAAUAAUGUAUUUACUAUAACAAUUAAUACAAUUUACUUUACUAUUAGAUUAUAUUAAUUUUAAGACAAUUUUAAAAAUUUAUUUUUCUACGAAAUAUGAAAGGUGUUGAAAAUGUUUAUCCUGAUGCUGGUUCGUUAAAUUGAUAAACGUAAUUUCAAUUGUAUUUGUAAUAAAAGUUAGUUUCGACGUUAACAAAAAUAAACAGAAUAAUUAAAUUUUGACGUUACGAAUAUGUAGAGUUACGAACUGUCGCCGUUACCAUAUGUGUGGUUACGAACUAUCGCGCUACGAGAUGUCUGGCCACGUAAUAUUACACAUUCCUAUUCUGGGGCUAGUUUCCAAAUAAAAAACUUUCGUUAAAAAGCUCAAUGUAACACAUUCUCCUUUUUUUAGUUGUUUAAAAUGUUUCUUAUAUUACCAAUUUUUUCCAUAAUAAAUAGUUGAAUCUGAUAAAAUGAUAAAUUUUCAAAAUGAACACUCCUUAUGUAUAUAUAAAACCGGUUGUGACAUAAAUGGAUCCAAUUGACGCUUAUAUUAGUAUGUACAUCAGGUCUUCUUUUAUCAAAAUAAUAGUUUUUUGUAUUAUUUUAAAAGAUAUAUUUACUCGAUACUAAAGUGACUAACAUCUUUUGAGUCUAUUUAUUUUUAAAUCACCCAAGUAUUCCUAAAUAUAUUUAUUUUUCCGAUUUUCUAGAUGUUUGAUGCUUUGGUAUAGAGUCAAUAUUCAUUUGCCAGUUUGUAACAUGUAAAAUAGUUGUGCUCCAAACCAAAGCAUUCGCAUUUUUAUGCAACGCAAGUAGAAUAAAAAAAGGUUUAUAUAUUAUUGUCAAUAUGUUGAAACAUUUUCUUAAUUAUUGUUAACGUAUAUGUAUUUAAGUAAAGGAAAUAGCCAAUGAUAGUUAUGUCAUCCAGAACAUAGAUUGAUUGACCACCAUCUCCCACUGACCAUAUGUUUUAGAUCAAAUUGUGUCUGGUUAACACUACUUAUAUAGUACUCUGUAGAAAACUUUUCCACGAAGUAGCUUAUAAUAUCAUUAUAAAAUUUCUUUGUAUCAAGCGAGAAUCAGAAAAGGAUUUCACACAAUUUAUAUAUUUAUAUUUAGGCCGGAAAUUUUGAAAAGAUGCUGUAAAAAUGAUGAUUGGUAACGUGUCUCUUUCAAAAUAGUUUAUCUACUGUUCCAAUCUUAGAUAAAGUUAUACGAAAUUAUUAAUUCGAGCUGCACUUAACAAUUACUUUUUGACUUCUUACUGCACCCAUGAUAAUAUUUUUCUUCCCGUACUGCUUUUAAUUAUCAUUCCAUGGAUUAGUUUGAAGAAAUUUGUUCUUGUUCCACAUAAUACUGACGCUUUUUACUUCAAUCGGUAGUAAGAAUUAAUGUCUCAUUUUUUGUUAUUUGCUAUUUAAUUUGUCUAUAUCGUUAUUUAUUAAUGAUUCCUACUUCGUCUAUUGCUCAAUAGGUAUUAACAAAAAAUUAUUGUUUGAAUCUAUUUAUAACUUCAGAGGUUAGCGCGAUUAAGGACUUGUUCAUGCCUACUCAAAUGUGUACAUUAUAUCAAAUAAUUUCCUCUAAUUUAUUUAUAACACAGAACGGAUGACUUUUGUCAUAUGUAUAUAAUAUCAAUUUCUGUAGCAAUAAAUUACGUAAAAGAAAUCUAAUUGUUAUCAUCAAUUCUGUAUAAACUAUAAACCCAUGUUAACAUAUUUUGUAUUGUGUAAAUUUUAGUCGAUUAAUAAGAUUUUCACAUGCGUUGCAUAUGAUGUAUACUGUCAGACUCAAAGUAUUAAUAUGAUUAAUAUAUUAAUAGUUUCUUUUGUAAUUUUCUAUACUUCACCAAGUAUAGUUUUUUUAUUUGGCGUCUUUUUGUUUCUGUUCAGAAAAUUUAUAUAUAAUUUUCAUGAACAAAUGUUAGAAUACUUAUUUGUUUAAUAUUUUCACAUAUGUAAUAAUUUAAAAUAAAAAUAUAAUAAAAUAAUUACACUUAA